UUUUAAAGAUAGUCACGACUGGUUGUGUCCAAAAAGAACGGACGUCUUUGCCAUCCCAUCUCGUAUCUAACGGUCGCUAAGUUAGCUUAACUUCACGCUAGCUUGCUAAUAGUUGAAGCUAUUUAGCUAACAUUAGCCGAUCGAGCAUAAACAAGAGGCCGUUUAUUGGUACAAAGCUUUCGUAAACCAGAUAAAGCCAGCAAGAUUUUGAAGAUUAAACUCAGAAAACGCAGGAGGUGCAAGAAGACACUGAGUGAGAGCUUGUGACCCGACUGAUGUGAGGAUGAUGUCAACAGAGAUGAUGGGGAUAUAAAGUAACCUAUGUGAAUUCUCACCUGGGUUUCACAGUGCAGAUGUUGAGGUCAUGUAAGAGGGGGACUUUUAGUGUAGGUCUGUUAAAUCAGCUUUUCCUCCAAAAGUGACAAUAUGGAAUCUGAAAAAAUAACCGACCUGUAUGAAGACAACCGGGAUCAAAGUCGGCAGUCACUCCGGAGUACAAAGAAAGAUUCCCGAGCAUCAUCCCUCCAAAAACACAAAAAUAAGUUCGAGGGUGACAAAGACGUCUCUGCUGAGAGUAGAUCGAAAACCCGAACGUGGCGUUCAGAUCCAGAUCGGGACCAGAUAUCAGAUGGAGAGGGACGGAGAAGUAGUGAGUCGUUUUACUCAGAGGACUAUGAAAACGAUUCUCCUUCAGAGGGUUCGCUCACACCGUACUCCCAGUCCCGGACUCCAUCCCCUACUCUUCAUAGAGGGGUGCGGGCAAAGAGGUUUUCAAACAGCCCCCUCUACAAGACAGGUGGUGUGGGGCGGCGGGGUGUGUCUCGCCCGCAGCGUCCAGGUGGCCAACCCCUGACCCAGCACCAUCGCAGGGGAGUACGUUCACAAAGCAAGGAGUCCACACCCCCCAAAGAUCUGGACCUGGUGACCAAGAGGAUGCUCUCGGCCCGCCUGCUAAAGAUCAAUGAAUUGCGUAACUCACUUGCUGAGCUGCAACAGCGCACUGAUGAGCUGCAGAAGGAAAAUCGGGUUCUCAGACAGCUUCAAGUGCGCCAAGAGAAAGCCCUGCAGCGCUACGACGACACAGAAAGCGAGAUUUCCCAGCUUCUGUCGCGCCACAACAACGAGACCCACGUGCUGCGCGAACGGCUCAGGCGCACUCAGGAGCGGGAACGUGCAGCAGAGCGGCGGAUGAAGGACAGCGAGGAGCAGCUGCAAAGGAGUCGGGCGACCAUCGCGCGGCUCAAGAAGCUGGUCGACCAGCGAGAGUUAGGAGCCAGAGAUGAGCUGAGCCGCAGGCUAGAGGAAGAGAAGACACGGGCGCAAGAGGCAGAACGCAAGAUUAAGGAGCUGGAGCGCAGCAUAGAGCUGAGCAACAGCAGUUACCAGAGGCAGCUGGCCGCAGAGAGGAAGAAGACAAUCAGCGCCCAGGAGGAGAUCAGGACUCUGCAGGAGGAGCUGGAACGACUGACUAAUAAACUCAAGGAGAAAGAAAGAGAACUAGACGCUAUGAACAUCUAUGCUAACCGCAUGAUAAAACCCCCCGUAAGAAAAGAUGCUGACAGCGUCACGAAGCGGAAAGUCCCCAGCAGGAGCAGCGCCAAGGCAGUGCAGACUAAAGACAGAGCGUCCAGUCUGGAUUUCCCCACACCUCCUCCUGCCAUCUCUGACAACAAUGAGUACAGUGAACAGGCACCUGAUGAAUACCUAUCACUCAAGGAGCUUGAUGGAGUGGACAGACAGGCAAAGACAGAAGACAGACCUCAAAAGGGGGAGCAACAGAAGAUGAGAGAUGGAGAGAAAGAAAAGGAGUUGGUGAAGGAGAAAGAGAAAGAGGAGAAGCCGAAACUCAGCCAGGAGCUAAAUGUGCUUGAAGAGAAAGCAAAGGCACUGAGAGAUGGCUGGGAGAAAAAGAAAGAGGAAGAAGACAGAAAAAAGACAAGUUUACUGGUAAAUCAGGAGGAAGAGAACAACAGGAAGCGUGGCCAUGUCCAGGAAGAGGUGGAUAGGUGGAACCAGGAGGCUCUGGCCAAUCAGCACGCAUUAGCAGAGGCACGACGCAAAAAAGACCAGCUGCUAGCUAAGAUGCGUGAAAUAGACCGCCAAGACCACGGACCCCAGGACAACAUAUUCGCAGAGUCUAGUCCAUCUGAGGCCAAUAAGACCGCCAAUAACCAUUCCUCUCCUCGUCUUCCCGAGCAGAGGACCCAUAACUCUGCGAUUUUUAACCUCACAGAAUCAGAGGAGUCGGCCAGUUUUCGCGCUGGUUCUGGGUGUGGCGACGGUGGAAGGAGAAGAUCGGGCCUGGAGGGCGGAGCUGUAACAACAGGAAUGGGGAGGAGAGCACUACGGACUCAAAUCUCCAGCGACGACUUGGCAUUCGGAAGCUACGCGCCUUCUUUCGGACAUUCAACCUCUCGAGGUUCCUCGGGUUUCCCUCCACCUCCACCCAAAGAGGACAGGGACUCUGCGCUAGAAGCAAUCGGUAUUUUUAGUCUCAGAGGGAUGGAGACAGAGAAAGACAAAGACACGGAAAGAGGAGCGGGUAAAGAGAGGAAGUCCAGCCUCAUGCAGCAGCUAUUUGGUGCCGUGGCAACACCUGCGGGUGACAGCGUCAGCACCUCCAAUAAAAUGGAGGUCCUCAGCAGCCCUCCAACUACCAAUGGAGUGCGUUCAAGAAGGGACGGACUGCUCAGCUUCAACUCAGGGUCCUCCACUCCUCCAGCGUCCUCCCUGAACGCCCUAAACGUAGCAGAUAACCGGCCUGCCAUCCGUGCCAUCGCUUCAUUCGAUGACGACAUCGAGGAACUCACUUUAUGAAAUUAAUUCAGAUUUUAGGUAGUCAUUCUCAUAGCAGGCCAUCACUGAUGUCCAUCAGUCACAAAAUAACACACUGAGGUGAUCUCCAAAAUAAAAGAUUGAUUGAUAAACUCGAUUUUUAAUCUCAAGU
Messenger RNA from Plectropomus leopardus (leopard coralgrouper), 2947 nucleotides. Lineage: Eukaryota; Metazoa; Chordata; Actinopteri; Perciformes; Serranidae. The record is from RefSeq and is a predicted model, not a curated record.